UACCAAACAAACACAAAUACACACUCUAGUCAAUUUAGAAAAAAGAAAAGAAGAAAAUGUCAGGAAGAGGAAAGGGAGGAAAAGGGUUGGGAAAGGGAGGAGCAAAACGACAUCGUAAGGUCCUCCGCGACAACAUCCAGGGCAUCACCAAGCCCGCCAUCCGCCGGUUGGCUCGCAGAGGCGGAGUGAAGCGUAUCAGCGGUCUCAUUUACGAGGAGACACGUGGCGUGUUGAAGAUAUUUUUGGAGAACGUCAUCCGUGACGCCGUGACUUACACGGAGCACGCUCGCCGGAAGACGGUCACCGCCAUGGAUGUCGUUUACGCCUUGAAACGCCAGGGCCGUACUCUCUAUGGUUUUGGUGGUUAAUUUAAUUGGAGUAUUUUAGGGUUUGUUGCUGUCUGAUAAAUUCAGAUCUGGUUUUAUCUUAAUGGUUUUUAGAUGUUAGUUAGUAGGAUGAUAUCUCCGUGUAGCUUAAUCUGAUCGAUUUCCAGUUUUAUAAAUACAUAUUUAUCCAUUAUGUCUCUUCUAGUUUUUAGUAUGAUAAAAUAUGAUAUUGUGAUUUGUGAA
This is a messenger RNA of Erigeron canadensis, 569 nucleotides long. RefSeq names its product histone H4. The transcript has a single exon. Gene Ontology annotation, biological process: nucleosome assembly. Gene Ontology annotation, cellular component: nucleosome. The coding region runs from base 57 to 368 and encodes 103 amino acids. Lineage: Eukaryota; Viridiplantae; Streptophyta; Magnoliopsida; Asterales; Asteraceae. The record is from RefSeq and is a predicted model, not a curated record. Gene Ontology annotation, molecular function: structural constituent of chromatin; protein heterodimerization activity; DNA binding.